Protomyces lactucae-debilis is the source of this 1041-nucleotide messenger RNA. Its product is annotated as TBC-domain-containing protein. Gene Ontology annotation, cellular component: mitotic spindle pole body. NCBI's taxonomy places the organism in Eukaryota, Fungi, Ascomycota, Taphrinomycetes, Taphrinales, Protomycetaceae. Bases 73 to 1002 code for a protein of 309 amino acids. Gene Ontology annotation, molecular function: GTPase activator activity. The transcript has a single exon. Gene Ontology annotation, biological process: activation of GTPase activity; negative regulation of septation initiation signaling. The record is from RefSeq and is a predicted model, not a curated record.
AGACGCGACAUUGGACCAAGCAGCCACACCGUGACCUUGCCAAGACCUGAGGGGUAGAGCGAGCGAAGCUGUAUGGCAGAUGAUUCAGAGCUCGAGCAUUUUCUGUCACAGCGACCGUCCCCGCAAGACCUGCCAGACCUAGUGCGUAGUCUCAAGCUGCAUAUCCUCAACGAAGGCAUUCCCACGUCUCAAGACCAUCUGCGACCUCUCCUCUGGUCCAUUCUGCUACAAGCUGAACCGGCCUCUACAGAUAAAUACCUAGAGCUUGUUGAGCGUGGUGCAUCGCCUGCUUACCAAAAGAUACGCAAUGACACGUUUCGUACCCUCGCAACCGAUCUCGGCUUCAAGAACCGUGUCAGUGAACUCGCCCUCAUUCGUCUCCUCAACGCCCACGCAUGGCAUGCACUGGAUCGUGAAGCAGAGAAGGGUAUGGAAGCGAAUGGGAGUGGUGUGCCGUAUGUGCAAGGCAUGAAUAUCCUCGCUGCGCCAUUCCUGUAUGCGUGUCAUUCUGAAGUGCAAGCAUUUGAGCUCUAUGAGACUUGGCUGCAGCGAGAAUGUCCAUUGUAUGUCCAAUCACCAACGCUGGUGGGUGUGCAUAUGGGCUGUACAUUGCUUGAUCGAUGUCUUGCUCAAUUGGAUGGCAAACUCGCUGCUCAUCUCAAGAGUAAAGGACUGACUGCUGAAGUCUAUGCGUUUCCCUCCAUCAUGACCUUGAGCGCUUGCACACCACCUUUGCAGGAAGUUCUUGUCCUCUGGGACUUUCUUGUCGCCUAUGGACCGCAUCUCAAUGUCCUUUGCGUCCUGGCACAAAUCAUCAUGAUGCGUGAAGCAAUCAUGGCACCAGGAGCUUCACCCAUGGCACUUCUCAGAAAGUUCCCACCGCUCAAGGGUAAGACUGUCACGACGCUGGCAGUCAGCUGGAUUGACAAGCUUGAGCCCGUGCUCUAUGAGCAACUUGCACGGCAUUGCUGGGAUGCGACACUUAUGCAGGAGUUGCAGUGAAGAGGAAGAGGCUUGAAAAUAUGCUAUGCAGCUACGCAA